CUCCCUGCUGAUCUUUCGCUGCCGACUUUUUGUUUUUUGUUUUCGUCCGAUCCCAUCGCUGAGGACGAUCAGUGGAGAUAUCAUUGUUAAAGGUGUCCUUCCUGACGUAGCUGGAGCAGUUUGGGCUCAACGAUCCACAGCAGGGACCCGACACGAGGGGCUGAAAGUCAUCGAGUCAGUCGAAUAUAAAGUUUCCAGAACAAAAUAAAGACAAAGAUGGCCCCAACACUGUACGAUGAGAAACCAGAGGUUGGGGACCUGAUUGAGAUCUUUCGCGGCAGCUAUCAGCACUGGGCCGUGUAUAUUGGCGAUGGCUUUGUUGUUCACUUGGCACCACCCUCUGAGGUCCCGGGUGCCGGUGCCAACAGUAUGAUGUCUGUUCUGACUGAGAAGGCCCUGGUGAAGAAAGAGGAGCUGUGGGACGUAGUUGGAACACACCAGUGGAAAAUCAACAACAGCCUGGACAAUAAGUACAGACCCCGGCCGGCGCAUGUCAUCGUGAGAGAGGCCUGCGCCGUGGUGGGCGAGGAGCUGCCGUACUGCGUCUUCAGGGGAAACUGUGAACAUUUUGCCAAUGAGCUGCGCUACGGCAAGGCGGAGUCCCGGCAGGUGCAAAAGGCAGGAGAAGUGGCUAUGGUCGCAGGCGUGGCGACACUCGUCGGUGUGGGCGUCUUUGCUCUGGCUAGCGCUCUGUUCGGAGGCAAAAAAAAAGAAGACAAAGCCACACACUGAUCCGAAGCCCAGCGUCACCUCCUCAGAGAAACUUAUCUACCAGAUCAUCAGCAAAGUGUCACUGAUACCACUGCCUAAAUAACUGACAAAUACCUACAACCCAGCACAAAUGUGGCCAUGUUUACCUUCAUCUGUCUUUAGCUGGGUGAUUUAGGACAAAGUCAUUCUAUUUUCAGAGAACAAAAGUCAGAUUGUCAAAUACUUUUUUCUAUAAAAGUGCCAAGUUCAAAUGUUUGAGUCUGAAAUUCAGAUGGUGGCUGAUAAUGUAUUUUAGAUUGUGAAAGAAGUUUUCUAUAUGCAAAACCUUCAUGUGAUAAACAUGUGUAUGAAGUAUAUAUAAGUAGAAUUUUUUCCUUGAUUAAUGAAAUUUUUUUCUUUAAUCAAAUAACUCAAAGGAUCAGUAUAUGAGAUAUCAACUAACUGUUCCGAACAAACUAAUGAUCCAUUAUUUGUUGGGUGUUGUUUGUACAGCUCACUGGAAUGUGAAGUCAAAGCAUCUCAUCUUCUACUGACGUUAAUAAGAUGCUUUAUGUUUGAAAUAGUUUUAAAUAAAGAGAAAUUUAUUUAAAUUU
This is a messenger RNA of Salarias fasciatus (jewelled blenny), 1304 nucleotides long. Its product is annotated as phospholipase A and acyltransferase 3-like. The record is from RefSeq and is a predicted model, not a curated record. Gene Ontology annotation, cellular component: cytoplasm. Bases 217 to 732 code for a protein of 171 amino acids. Gene Ontology annotation, molecular function: glycerophospholipid phospholipase A1 activity; A2-type glycerophospholipase activity. Gene Ontology annotation, biological process: N-acylphosphatidylethanolamine metabolic process. NCBI's taxonomy places the organism in Eukaryota, Metazoa, Chordata, Actinopteri, Blenniiformes, Blenniidae. The transcript is spliced from 6 exons.